AUGUUCAGAUUGAGGAUUUUUCUCCACCGAUCCUUUUUAUUAUCGGAUCCCUUCAAUCCCUGGUUCUCGAAGCGCUCGUGUUACGAAAACUCGCCCUUUCUGCAAAAUUCAUCGAGGGAUUCGGUUGUAAUGGGAACCAAAAGACCUUUUGAUGAGGAUCUUCAGGAGUUUAUAAAGCAUCCAAAGCAUCUUGAAAAUGGGAAUAAACCUGAUCCAUUUGGAGAAGAAGAUAAACAUACUCUUGAAACAUCUCACAAUCUUGGGAUUACAGGUGAACAUGGAGCUACCUUCUUCCAAACAGGCGACUCCAUUAAAACCGAGAAGCUCAAUCCUGUCACAGAAAUGGCGAACGAGUUUGAAACCAGUGAACACUCACGUGAAAACAUUCCCGCCCCUGUGUUUCCCUCGAAUCUUUUCCCUGAGUUUUUCGAAUUCAACAUGCCAAGACGACAACUAGUUCAUUUUGAUGAUACGUAUUCAUCUAUUUUGAAUAAUUCUCCCAGAAAACAGGUUCCAAUUGGGCCAGAUCAUCAAGCCGAUGUCCCUGAUUUUGAUCCAGAUUUAGCGAGGAAUCUCUCUGAGAAUCGAGAGAAAAGUUCAUUAGGCGUAAUUGUCAAUUCACCUCCGAGUGAAACAGAAUGUAAAUGCUUGGAUUCCGGUUCUAUCCGAUGCGUUCAACAACACAUCAAUGAAGUCCGAUUGAAGCUAAAAAACUCUCUAGGGCUUGACAAAUUCAUCGAUUUAGGGUUACACGAAAUGGGGGAAGAAGUAUCGCAUAACUGGACUGACGAAGAACAACAACUCUUUCAAGACGUGGUUUACUCUAAUCCCGUUUCUCUAGGUCGCCGAUUCUGGGAACAACUCUCGAUUGCAUUCCGAUCCCGAACAAAGAAGGAAUUGGUAAGUUAUUACUUCAACGUUUUCAUGCUUCGUAGACGCGCUGUUCAAAACCGAUCGAAUUUAUUAGAAAUUGAUAGCGACGACGAUGAAUGGUGGGGAAGUAAACGCGGACCUUUCGGUGAAGACGGCGAUGACCAUGGAGAUAUUCUCGUCGGUGUUUAUGGCGGCGAUUUACAUGACGAUAAGACUGUAAGUGAAAGCGAGCAAGAAAAGGUAAACGGUGGUGGGUUGAGAUCGGAAUCGUAUUUACAUUGGGAUCCGCCGUACUCCACCAUGGGUUCAACGAAAGGUGUUGAUCUGUUGCCGACUUGUAGUAUGAUCGAAGAAAUAUUUGGGUCCUCAAAAAACGGGAAGAAUACUUAAUGAGGUAACCUUUUUCAGAUGCUAAUAUAAGAGCCCCCCCCGUGCUUUUUGUACAUUAAUUUUGUGAUACGAACUAUAUGGAGGAUUUGUUUUAUCCCCUCGAUCUUAAAUUGCUCGCUAAAAUCUUUUAAUUUAUACCACAAGUGCAUUACGGUGUUGUGUUUGAGUUACAGUUAGAUCACGUGACAUGUGUCAUGUCUUUUACUGUGUUUGUGGUGUUUUAGGAGGAAUGUGUAUGGGACAAAACUUGUAACUUUGUACCCUUUGUGUCCCA
Messenger RNA from Lactuca virosa, 1537 nucleotides. Lineage: Eukaryota; Viridiplantae; Streptophyta; Magnoliopsida; Asterales; Asteraceae. The record is from the annotation of a GenBank genome assembly.